AUGGCCCAUAAGCAGAUCUACUACUCAGACAAGUACUUUGAUGAGCACUAUGAGUACCAGGAUGUCAUGUUACCCAGAGAACUUUCCAAACAAGUACCCCAAACUCAUCUAAUGUCUGAAGAGGAAUGGAGGAGACUUGGUGUCCAACAGAGUCUAGGCUGGGUUCAUUGCAUGAUUCAUGAGCCAGAACCACAUAUUCUUCUAUUUAGACGACCUCUUCAUAAAGAGCAACAAAAAUGA
This is a messenger RNA of Sciurus carolinensis (gray squirrel), 240 nucleotides long. RefSeq names its product cyclin-dependent kinases regulatory subunit 2-like. Gene Ontology annotation, cellular component: SCF ubiquitin ligase complex; cyclin-dependent protein kinase holoenzyme complex. The transcript has a single exon. Gene Ontology annotation, biological process: regulation of mitotic cell cycle. Bases 1 to 240 code for a protein of 79 amino acids. The record is from RefSeq and is a predicted model, not a curated record. NCBI's taxonomy places the organism in Eukaryota, Metazoa, Chordata, Mammalia, Rodentia, Sciuridae. Gene Ontology annotation, molecular function: ubiquitin binding; cyclin-dependent protein serine/threonine kinase activator activity; protein kinase binding.